AUGGUGGGCGAUUGUGGCAGCCGACGGUGCCGCAUGGAGGCGUCUGCGUGCUCUCUGCAACGCGUGGACAUGGCAGCAGCAGCAGAUUGCACGGUCACCUGCCCCGCUGAUUUUCGCCCAUGGCAAACGGGUGCCGAAGAUGGUCCGACUGGAGGGUCGGGGAUGGAGGGGAUGGGCAUGGAGGGGCAUGGAGAUGGUGGUUUUGGUGGUGAGGGCGUGGCCCUGCGCAGGGUGGGCCCACCCUCUCCACCACGUCAUUGCUUCACCAUCACGCCAGCCGCCUCCCCCCUCCCCCCCAACAACGAUGCGAGCCAGAUUCGUCCGACGCCGGGACGAGUCGGGAUGCCAUGGUUGCCGUGCGGUGCGCCAGGCCUACUGAUCCGCAUGCAGGUACAGGGAGUGGCAUUGUGUGCAGUCGUGGACAAAUCAGCUGGCAGCGGCAGCGUGCAAGCGGAGGCAUGA
Bipolaris victoriae FI3 is the source of this 462-nucleotide messenger RNA. RefSeq lists its product as hypothetical. The transcript has 2 exons. NCBI's taxonomy places the organism in Eukaryota, Fungi, Ascomycota, Dothideomycetes, Pleosporales, Pleosporaceae. Bases 1 to 462 code for a protein of 153 amino acids. The record is from RefSeq and is a predicted model, not a curated record.